Molecule: messenger RNA, 2141 nt
Organism: Humulus lupulus (European hop)
Lineage: Eukaryota; Viridiplantae; Streptophyta; Magnoliopsida; Rosales; Cannabaceae
Product: WD40 repeat-containing protein HOS15
Exons: 14
Coding region: 167-1888 (573 amino acids)
Biological process (GO): regulation of transcription by RNA polymerase II
Cellular component (GO): histone deacetylase complex
Molecular function (GO): protein binding; transcription corepressor activity
Source: RefSeq, a predicted model, not a curated record
AGGCAUCCUCUCUAUUUUUUUCUUUUUUUUCCCUCUGGCAACGACGCUCCGUACAUCUUCUCGGCUCUUCCGGAACGAGAGCACUCUCUCAGGCCACAUGCUCGCUUGAGCCUUGUCCAUAGCUUCUGAGCCUGAAAUAGCCGCCGCCGACUACAAUUUUGGGACCAUGGCGACCUCUAUUACCUCCGUCGAAUUGAAUUUUCUCGUCUUUCGUUACCUCCAAGAAUCAGGCUUCACACAUUCAGCUUUUGCAUUAGGAUAUGAGGCGGGCAUCAAUAAAAGCCCCAUUGAUGGGAAUUUGGUUCCACCUGGUGCGCUGAUAACAUUUGUACAGAAAGGACUUCAAUUCUUGGAGAUGGAAGCAAACAUGACUUGCCAGAGUGACACAGAUUUAGAUGAAGAUUUCUCAUUCUUACAACCCCUAGAUCUCAUUACAAAAGAUGUAUAUCAAUUGCGGCAAAUGGUAAAAGAAAAAAAGAGAAAUUUGCAGAAGGAUAGAGAUAAGGAUAAAGAGAAUGGCAAGGAACAUGAAGGAGAACACACACGAGUUAGAGAGAAGGAAAAGCAUGAAAGGGAGAAAGAACGAGAAAAGGACAAAGAGCAAACAGUAAAGGAUAAGCAGCCAGAAAAGCAGCCAGAAAAACAGCCAGAAAAACAGCCUGAUGAACGUAAUGAAAGAGAUAUGGAUACUGAUCAAGAAGAUAGAGAAAAUGUCAAGCAUGAGGGAAAUGGAGUUUCUGGAGUUAAUCAUGAAGGGGUAGAGCCAAUGGAUAUCUCAACGGAUUUAACUUCUCACGCAUUUCAAAUACCUAGUUCUGAUGUGACAAUUUUGGAAGGACAUACUUCUGAGGUGUGUGCGUGUGCAUGGAGCCCUACUGGUUCUCUUCUUGCAUCAGGAUCUGGAGAUUCAACAGCUCGUAUUUGGAACCUAUCAGAUAAAAGCAGUGUAUCUGGCAUGAAUGGUUAUUCAUCUGUUCUGGUGCUGAAGCAUGUUAAGGGUAAAACUAAUGAGAAAAGUAAAGAUGUCACAACGCUUGAUUGGAAUGGGGAGGGAACCUUGCUCGCAACAGGUUCAUAUGAUGGGCAGGCUAGAGUUUGGAAUGUAAACGGUGAACUGAGGAGUACAUUGAGCAAACAUAAAGGACCCAUAUUUUCUCUCAAGUGGAACAAAAAAGGUGAUUAUCUUCUCACCGGAAGCUGUGAUAAAACUGCAAUAGUGUGGGAUGUGAAAUCAGAGGAAUGUAAACAACAAUUUGAUUUUCAUGGAGGUCCAACACUUGACGUAGACUGGCGAAACAAUAAUUCAUUUGCAACAAGCUCCACAGACACCAUGAUACAUGUAUUCAGGAUUGGAGAACCUCGCCCUAUCAAAACUUUUGCUGGACAUCAGGGUGAAGUUAACUGUGUAAAAUGGGAUCCAACUGGUUCAUUGUUGGCUUCAUGCUCCGACGAUAUAUCUGCAAAGAUCUGGAGUAUGAAGAACGAUAAGUAUGUUCAUGAUUUAAGGCAGCAUUCUAAGGAGAUAUACACGAUUAGAUGGAGUCCUACUGGCCCUGGGACAAGCAAUCCUAACCUGCAGUUGGUGUUGGCAAGUGCGUCAUUUGACUCUACUGUGAAGCUGUGGGAUGUAGAACAGGGGAAACUUCUCUACAGUUUGAAUGGACACAGGGAGCCUGUAUAUUCUGUUGCCUUUAGCCCAAACGGUGAAUAUUUGGCGAGUGGAUCUCUUGAUAGAUCCAUGCAUAUCUGGUCGCUGAAGGACGGCAAGAUCGUGAAAACAUACACUGGUUAUGGAGGCAUAUUUGAAGUUUGUUGGAACAAGGAAGGUGACAAAAUUGCCUCCUGCUUCGCGAACAAUAGAGUUUGUGUUUUAGAUUUUAGGAUGUAAUGUGAGCGGUUCCUCUUCUCUUUUAUUGAUAAUUAUUAGUAGUGGUAGGUCUCCAAUAUCUUGCAGUUAGUUUGGUUUGGUCAUUGGAGUGUUGUGGGAAAAAAGAUGUGUUCAAUGUUGGUAGCUUGCAUUAACCUUAGAUGGGGCAGUUUCUCACUGACUUUUUAAAGCAGUUAUCACACAAUUGUGAAAAAGCUAAUCUCUGUAGGAAUGUACUAAUGACAAGAUUGUAUAGAAUUGUUUAGAGUCUUUA